AUGAUGGGCAAAAUUUACGCGCGAGCCUUGAACGUCAAGAUAUGGCUUGGCAAAGAAGACAAGGAACCACCAGACUUUACCGCUUCUCUCGGACUAGGAACAUUGAAUAGUGUUCAUAUCGGCGCGUCUCUCGGACUAGGAACGAUGAAUAGUGUUCAUAUCGGCGCGUAUGGCCGGAUACCUAUCUCCCUGUCUUUUAUCGCGCAAGCACUGCGAAACGCCAGCGGACCGAAGAACAGACUGGCUGCAAUUAGACCGAUGGAGGAUUCAGCUCAUCGUAACGUGGCAUACGGGUUCCCGCCGCCCAACGCCCCCGAAUGGGACGUUGUUCGCGAUUUCUUUACAAAUUCUUGGUUUGAAAGAGUUUGGGUGGUGCAGGAGGCAGUGCUUGCGAGCGAAGCAACGGCGCUGAUCGGUGACUGGGAGAUCGAAUGGGCAGCCAUUGGCCAAGCAGCGGUGUGGUUUCAGGCCAAAGGCUAUGCUAUGCCAGCAGUACUAGCUACUAAUCCCGUAGACAAAGUGUAUGCAACGUUUGGUAUGGCGGAAGAAUUGGCAUACAUGGAGGAGAAUGGAUUUCAUGAACUGGUGGAGCCAAACUACACUUCGAAGUCCGUUCUCGAUGUCUAUCGCGAUAUCGCAAGAUUCCUCGUCAUCGAACAUGGAAAUCUCGCAGUACUUUCUCACGUAGGAAUGUCGGUGCUGUCAGACUGGCCGUCGUGGGCUCCGGACUGGCGCCACGACAAAGCCUCAAAUGCCUUGUCGACAAAGUGGUCUGCCGGCGCAUACAACACAGGUGGAGAUCAGUCGCUCGCUAUCGGCAUCAGCAACGAUGUUAACACACUAUCGCUUCAAGGGAUUGAGACGGAUACUAUCGCGGCUUACGGCGACAGACUUGCAAGCUACGGCUUUGGCUAUGUGACUUACCAGGAAGAAAUCGAUUUCGUGAAAAUGGCGUGGGCAUUGUUCAUGCAGCGACCUUUGGACACAUCGGCCUCGGACACAGACGACGGUGUCGCAAACACAUUCAUCCACACACUGACUGCAGGUCUCAGCAACACAAAUAAACUCGCAUCCGAAGACCCCACCUACCAGGCAGACGCCCUGUAUUGGUUCGCACAGCAUGCUCCUCACAUGCUACCUGGCAUAUCUUUUUCCCAGCGCCUGAAAUGGUCAAUAAAGCAGCGUCCAGAUCCAGGCCGAUUUCAUGAGGCGUUUGUGCGUGCUUGCGUUGAUAGACGGUUCUUUGUGACUAGAGAUGGGUCAAUGGGUAUCGGACCAGACGCGAUGAAGCAGGGUGACGUGAUUGUGGUAUUAUUUGGCGGGAGGGUACCUUAUCUUCUCCGAGCCUUGGAUACUGGAUAUAGGUUUCUAGGGGAGUGCUAUGUACCAGGGCUAAUGGAUGGCGAAGCGGUUCGAACAUGGAAAGACGAAGGGAGCAAGAGAGUUUUCUUCGAGUUAGUUUGAUGUCAGAGCGCGUUGAAAAUGGAUGCAUAGUAACGGCAACAUUUCUGCCCCUUGAUCUCUACCGAUGCUAGCAUAUGGGAAGAAAGCCGCUGGUACGUUGCCCAAACACGGCAAAUCGAGCGGGAAGCCUCACUGUUUUGGACGCUGAUACCAUCACCAUCGAUAAUGUUGCUGUAACCGUGAGCGUUUUUUGCAGAAAGAAAGGUGGCAAGUCAAUUCUUAAAU
Dothidotthia symphoricarpi CBS 119687 is the source of this 1689-nucleotide messenger RNA. RefSeq lists its product as uncharacterized. NCBI's taxonomy places the organism in Eukaryota, Fungi, Ascomycota, Dothideomycetes, Pleosporales, Dothidotthiaceae. Bases 1 to 1464 code for a protein of 487 amino acids. The transcript has 2 exons. The record is from RefSeq and is a predicted model, not a curated record.